Molecule: messenger RNA, 1923 nt
Organism: Plasmodium relictum
Lineage: Eukaryota; Apicomplexa; Aconoidasida; Haemosporida; Plasmodiidae
Gene: TOP3
Product: DNA topoisomerase 3, putative
Exons: 1
Coding region: 1-1923 (640 amino acids)
Biological process (GO): DNA topological change
Cellular component (GO): nucleus
Molecular function (GO): DNA binding; DNA topoisomerase type I (single strand cut, ATP-independent) activity
Source: RefSeq, a predicted model, not a curated record
AUGGCUCGUAUGAAAGUUUUAAAUGUAGCUGAGAAACCUUCUGUUGCUUCGUCCAUAGCAGAAAUAUUAAGUAAAGGAAAUCAACAUAAAAAAAAAAGUUAUAGUAAAUAUAAUCCAGUUUUUACAUUUGAAUAUAAAAUAAAGAAUGACAUUUGGUUUAUGAACGUAACAUCGGUUACUGGCCAUUUAACAGAACAGAAGUUUGAAGAUAAAUACAAAAACUGGAGUAAUACUGAUCCUCAGGAAUUAUUCGAUGCAAAAAUAAUAACAUAUGUUGAAAAUGACAAGAAAGCUAUUGAAAAUAAUUUGAAAAAAUAUUCGAAGGAUUGCCAUAUGUUAGUGUUAUGGUUAGAUUGUGAUAGAGAAGGAGAACAUAUUUGUUUUGAAGUUAUAAACACUUGUUAUAAAACUAAUAAAAAGUUAAAAAUAAAAAGAGCACAAUUUUCUGCUGUUACUGAAAAAGAUAUUAUUUAUGCUAUAAAUAAUUUAAAAGAACCAAAUAGAAAUUUAGCUUAUAGUGUAGAUGUAAGAAGAGAAAUAGACUUAAGAAUGGGUUCGAUCUUUACGAGAUUUAUGACUAUUAGAUAUAUAGAAUUAGUAAGAAAUGAAACAAAUAUUAUUAGUUAUGGGCCAUGUCAAUUUCCUACUUUAGGUUUUGUAGUUAAUAGGUAUUUAGAUAUAAAAAAUUUUAAAAAUGAAUAUUUUUGGUAUAUUAAAAUGCAAUAUUUAUAUGAUGAAGAUGAUAAUAACAAUAUCACACAUAAAAAAAAAAAAAGUAAAAAAAAAGAAAAAAAUAUGAAUAAUUCUAAUAUUAUAGAUUUUACAUGGUCUAGAAUAAAAUUAUUUGAUCAUUUAUAUGUUGUUCUUAUAUAUGAAAAGCUAUUAAAAAAUCCUUUAUGUAGAAUCACCAAUAUUUAUGAAAAAGAAACAAAAAAGCAUCGCCCUUUUCCUCUAAAUACUUUACAAAUGACUAAACUAGUUUCAAAAUUUUUUCAUAUUUCUUCAAAAGAAUGCAUGAAUAUAGCAGAAAAAUUAUACAAUAAGGGAUAUAUUAGUUAUCCAAGAACAGAAACAAAUUAUUUUAAUGACAAUAUGGAUUUACUAAAAAUAGUUAAUGAAUUAAGUAAAAACAACCUUUUUGGAUGGUAUGCUAGUAAAUUAACUCAAGAUAAUAAUUUUAAAGAACCUAGAAAAGGAAAAUUAAAUGAUAAAGCACAUCCUCCUAUACACCCGGUUAAGAAUAUGAAUAGAUCAGAUAAAAUAGAUGAGAAAGAAUGGAUACUAUAUGAAUUUAUUUGUAGGUAUUUUUUAGCUGUUUGCAGUGAUAAUGCGAUCGGAUUUAAUAGUAAGGUUAUUGCAAGAAUUGGAGAAGAGCAAUUUUUUUGCAAAGGACUAAAAAUAAUAAAGAAAAAUUAUCUAGAAAUUUAUAUAUAUGAGAAAUGGAAUGACAAAAUUAUACCUACAUUUCAUGUUAAUGAUGAAUUUUUUCCAUAUAGUUUGUUAAUAGAAGAAGGUAUAACUCAGCCACCGAAUUUGUUAUCAGAAUCAAAUUUAUUAUCAUUAAUGGACAAAUUCAAAAUAGGAACAGAUGCAACAAUGCAUGAACAUAUAGAAAAUAUUCAGAAGAGAAAUUAUGUAACUAAAAAUUCGAAAUCUCUUUUUAUACCAACUAAUUUAGGUAUUGCAUUAAUUUUGUCUUAUAAAAAAUUUAAAGAUAUAGGAGUAGAUUUAACAGAACCCUCCUUAAGAGCUAAAAUGGAAAAGGAUAUGUCAUUAGUUGCCUCUGGCACAAAGGAGAAAAAUGAAAUUAUAAGAAAUUAUAUUGAUAUAAUGAAAUACAUAUAUCAAGAAAUAUAUAACAGAAUAGAAUUAUUAGAUAAAAGUAUACACUAUUAUUUAAAGAAUGCAGAAAUUAUUUAUUGA